This is a messenger RNA of Onychostoma macrolepis, 4849 nucleotides long. Its product is annotated as phosphatidylinositol 4,5-bisphosphate 3-kinase catalytic subunit gamma isoform. Lineage: Eukaryota; Metazoa; Chordata; Actinopteri; Cypriniformes; Cyprinidae. Gene Ontology annotation, biological process: cell migration; phosphatidylinositol 3-kinase/protein kinase B signal transduction; phosphatidylinositol-mediated signaling. Gene Ontology annotation, cellular component: cytoplasm; phosphatidylinositol 3-kinase complex, class IB; plasma membrane. The record is from RefSeq and is a predicted model, not a curated record. The coding region runs from base 278 to 3493 and encodes 1071 amino acids. Gene Ontology annotation, molecular function: 1-phosphatidylinositol-4-phosphate 3-kinase activity; 1-phosphatidylinositol-3-kinase activity. The transcript has 11 exons.
AAUACAGAGAGAUGGUAAUAUGUCAUAAAAAAGAAAAAAAAUAAUUGGCCAUGGAAAUUUAAUUCUGAAUUAAAUGAAACCAACAAAAGAAAAUAAGCCUGUAGUGAUCAAAACGUUCUUCCUCUCAGGUGCAGAAAAACAAAAGAAUGAGGAAGUGAUGAGUCGUUGUGCAAUCAGUCACUUCACAUUGAUGCAUUACAGGGAAAUUGAACUGUAGCUCACACACAAGCCACAGAAACUGACCUGAAACCAAAGACAUACAUGCUGUAUAGCAUCCAUGGAGAACAAAUGGGAUGCACACCAGCAACAGGAAUCUUGCUCAGAUAACAGCCUUGUAUUUAUUUGCAAUUUACCAGUCAGGGAAGGUUUCCAGGUCCUGGACACCCAGGAGCCCGUUCAGGUGAAACUCCCAGCACAAUGUAGCGUCCGCCAGCUUCGUGUACGUCUGUGUAUGGUAGCACAGGAGAACAACAGACUUUCUGAGCCAUUUGCACUUCUGGACCCAGAACGAUACAGUCUGUUGUACCACAAGGAGGACGAGUGGUAUGAAAUUUAUGACGACUAUCAGGUUUUGAAAACUCUGGAUGCACCAUGGUUUCAAGGUACCGAUGGUCUUCAGACCGCCUAUGUCAGUGUGUUGGCUCAGAAAACCACAUCUAUGGAGAAAAUUCAAUUCCAGGGUAUUCUGAACAAGUUAAUUGGCUAUGAUUUGGACUCCUCAGACACUAAUCGUUUAAGUGAGCUCAGCUAUACCCGAAGAAAGUUUGCCACACCACGAAGGGAAGAGCUGAAAAACCGGGAUUCAGUAGCUUAUGCCACUGAAUCGUGGAUAACAUCCACAGCGCUCCCGAACGAUCAGCAAGGUUACCUUCAACAGAAACUCUCAGUGACUCUUUAUUAUAAUAGUUCAAGCCUUUCAAUUAAAGCUGACCUGACACAUACCCCCAGUGACCUCCUCAAAAUCUUCUGGGAAUCAUUGCCGAAGGAGGACCUGUCAUUCGAAAGAUGGUCUGUUGAUUAUGUGCUCCAGGUGUGUGGCAGAGAGGAAUUCUUGAAUGGAGGCUUCCAGCUCUCUGACUACCUGUGGGUCAGGCACUGCCUUGAAAACACACUGGAGCUUCAUCUCUCAGUGGUUGCCAUCUCAUCCCUUCCAGAAGACACAGUAAGUAGAGAGUACUGGCCACUGGUGGACAGUCUCACUGGUCUCUCAAGCUCCCACGAGGAGCUUUCCCUUAAUAGGAUGAAAGUAGAGGACAUUGUCAUGAUUUCCCUCUGGGACUGUGAGAGAAAGUUCAGGGUUAAACUCUUAGGGUUUGACAUCCCAGAACUCCCAAGUAAGGUACCGCCAUUUGUCCAUGUGGAAGCCACCAUAAUUUACGGUAGAAAGACUGUGUCAUCAGUUUGUUCAACUUCAAAAGAGUUUAUGGAUGAAGUGCUGUGGAACACCUGGCUGGAAUUUGACAUUCUGAUCAGGGAUAUCCCUCACGGUGCUAAAUUAGGCCUCACAAUUAAUGCCAGUACUGUUGAAGGCAUGUCAACCAAGGACACAAAGUCAAACUCCUCUAAAGUACAAGAUUCCCAGAAGGGAAAAGGGCAAGUACUAUACUUCGUAAACCAUCAGCUGAUUGACCACAGAUCCCUUCUUAGCCAAGGUCCACACACUCUGCACAUGUGGCCUUUCCCAGAAUGGGACGAGGAGGCAUUCACUUUCGAAGCAGAAAAGCUGUCUACCGCCACUAACCCUGAUGUAGCCAAAGCAAUGGCAAUUACCUUUAUGCUCGAUCGCUACAGCUUUCCUGUUGUCCUGCCAUAUGGCAAGAACUCUUCUGGUAGUGGUACAUCUCCUGUUUCAGACUCGUCUAUGCUGGACCUCUCAGGAGAAUCCAGAAUCUCCUCACCAUCUAGUGAGGCUUCUCCAACACCACCUUUCACAAGGACGGAUUGCUUCAGAAGGCUUAAAGAAGAAAGUGUCCACUAUGCCUCAAAUUUGCCUCAGUUUCUUCGCAUGGUAGACUGGAUGUUGCCAACUGCAGUCCAGGAUGUCCAUUGGUUGUUGAGUCACUGGGAACCAGAGGAUAUAGAGCUGCCUGUGGCCCUUGAGCUUCUGAGUGUGGAUUUUGCAGACAUGAAGGUCAGAAGAUUGGCAGUUCAAAGAUUAGACAUCCUAUCCAAUGAUGAGGUACUUAAGUACCUGCUGCAACUGGUUCAGACCCUUAAAGUCGAACCAUAUCAUGAUAGCUGUUUGGCAAGAUUCCUUCUCAGAAGAGCACUAAGGAGCAAAUGGAUCGGACACUUCUUUUUCUGGUAUUUGCGGAGUGAGGUGGCAGGAUGUCCAUUUUUCCGCCAGCGUAUGGCGGUCAUACUGGAGGCCUAUCUGUUGGGCUGUGGAGAGGCAAUGCUGACUGAAUUCCAGCGUCAAGUACAAGUCGUCAAUUGCCUGCACGAAGUGGCUCUAACAGUCAAGGUGCUCUACCCAGACAGAACGGAUCUUCCAUCAACAGCUCCUCAGAAGCUGCAGGAGUUACUGGAGGAGUGCAAUUUACCCUCUGACUUCCAGGUGCCUUUUGAUCCCCGUGUCAGAGCAGGAAGUAUCAUACUAAAAGACUGUAAAGUGAUGGCCUCUAAGAAAAAGCCACUGUGGCUUGAGUUCUCCUGCGUACAGUCAGAAGCUCCAGCCUCUCCUCCUGUCGGCAUCAUCUUUAAACAUGGAGAUGACCUCCGACAGGACAUGCUCAUCAUCCAGACUCUAAGGGUCAUGGACUCAAUUUGGAAAGAAAAAGGUUUAGAUUUGAACCUGGUGCCCUAUGGAUGCAUUUCAACUGGAUAUAACAUAGGAAUGAUUGAGAUCGUGCGAAAUGCGAUCACUAUUUCCUCUGUUCAGAGGAGUCAGGGAGGUGUGGCAGGAGCUUUCAAAAACAAUGCCUUGUAUGACUGGCUUGAGAGGAAGUGCUCAUUCCAGGAAAAACACUUUCAAGCUAUGGAGAAGUUUGUGAACUCAUGUGCCGGCUACUGUGUAGCUACUUAUGUGCUGGGUAUAGGUGACCGCCACAAUGACAACAUUAUGAUCACUGAUCAAGGGAACUUAUUCCACAUUGAUUUUGGGCACAUCUUGGGCAACACUAAGAGCUUCCUGGGGGUGAACAGAGAAAGGGUGCCCUUUGUCCUCACCCCUGACUUCCUAUAUGUGAUGGGCAGGGUGAAAGGCCGUCCCAGCCUCUACUUCCAGAGAUUUAGGGACACCUGUAUCAAUGCCUAUCUGUCCCUCCGGGCUCAGUCUCGCCUUCUAGUCACACUCUUCUCUCUAAUGCUGCUCACGGGAAUCCCUGAGCUCAGCAUGUCACAGGACAUGCGCUACCUGCGAACUGCACUGCAGCAGGACCAAGGGGAGGAAGAGGCUCGGAACCACUUCCUGCAGCAGAUUGCCCUCUGUGAGCAGAAAGGUUGGACUGUCCAGGCCAACUGGUGGUUUCACAUGAUGGCAGGCAUUAAAUAGAAAACAUAAGGAAACUAUGUAACCUUUCUGACAGUUAGCAAAGGGAAUUUCUCUACAUGCUACAAAAAGAUUGAGAACCACUGGCUUAAAGAGACAGUUAACCCAAAUUAUUUACUCACCCUCAUAUAAUAAUAAUUAUAAUUCAUUUUAUUUGUGAGCGCCUUUCAAGACACUCAAGGACACCUUACAAUAAUAAAAUACAUAAUUAAACAAAGGGAAGAAACAACAACACAAUAAACAAUAAUACAAAAAAUCAAUACACAAUAACCUAACUAAAAUCACUCAGGAUAGGCUAAUCUAAAAAAAUGAGUUUUAAGACGCGAUUUAAAAAUUGAAAGACUAAGACUUACGUAUAUCUUGAGGUAAAGUAUUCCAAAGCGUCGGAGCAAUACAAGAGUCACAGAAGAAGAAGACCUGAGGGAUCGAGUAGGUACAUACACACGAAGAAGUUCACUAAGAUAAGAAGGUGCUAGAUUAUAAAGGGCCUUAUAAGUAAAAAGUAAAAUCUUAAAUUGAAUACGAUAUCUGAUUGGAAGCCAAUGAAGGUGCCCUAAAACUGGAGUAAUAUGCUCAUUCAACGGUGUUUGUGUAAUGAUCCGAUAUCAUUCCAAACUUGAUUUUCUGAUUUCCUUUGCUAAGCUGAAUACAACAGGAGAUGUUUGUCAGGAUGUUCAUGCUGCUCUAUACCAUGAAAGUGACCAGAGGCUGACAAGUUCCUAAAAGGACAAAAAGCACCAUAAAAGUACAACAAAAGUGGUCCAUUUCAAGUAUUCAGAACUUUAUGUAAAUAAUAAACAAAUCAAUGUAAAUCUCAAAUCUCAUUUAUGCAUUUUAAAUAUUCAAAUUAACAUUUGGCACAUUGUUGUAGUAUGAACAGAAAGUAAUUUAAACAGAAUGAGGGUGAAUUUACGUUUUAUGAACAUUAACAUUACAUUUUAUCAUGCAAAUUAUAUGGAGAAAAAUUCUGUAUUCAAUAUAAUCAAUAAAUGUUUGUUUGUUACUUCAUGUUUCUUAUUUUUUCCAUUAAAUAAUCAAUCACAAUUCACAGAUGAAUUAAGACCAUUAGAAAGACCAUCAGUGUGCCAUGAUGGUACUGUAAGUAAUAAGGAUGACACACCAGGAAAUGAGAUCUUUCAUGUAAACAGUGUAAUCACAUGCUCUCAUGAGUACCAUCCUGCUAUUUACAGUGGUUGCCUUUAGAGGGCACCCUGGCCCAUAUUCACCUCACAUGCACUGGGUCAUGAGACAACAGACCUAAAAGCACGUUGCUUGUUAACAAUAGACUCUGAGAUAAAACAGUGUUAGUUUUUGUUAACAGUACUAAGAGUACGACAUGAAAAUUCCCUGCGCAAAUGC